AACGCUGUAAUCCAGAAGCCUGCAGCCUCCUGUCGGCUGUUGUGGUGCCCGAGGCCAAAAAGCGCCCGCGUGUGCUGACCCGCCCCGGCCGCUCGGGCCGCCCCGCCCGGCUCGGCCCCGGGCCCGCCCGCAGAGCGCCCGCAGCAUGGAGCCGCAGCCCAGCAGCUUCCGCGGCCGGCGGGCCCUGGUGACCGGCGCCGGCAAAGGGAUCGGGCGCGCCGUGGCCGUGGCGCUGAGCCGGGCCGGGGCCCGCGUCACCGCGCUGAGCCGCACCGCGGGGGACCUGGAGAGCCUGGCGAGAGAGUGCCCCGGCAUCGAGACCCUGUGCCUGGACCUGGCCGACUGGGACGCCACGGAGGCGGCGCUGAGCGCGGCGGGGCCGUUCGAGCUGCUGGUGAACAACGCGGCCGUGGCGCUGCUGCAGCCCUUCCUGGAGGUGACGCGGGCGGCCCUGCAGCGGUCUCUUGAUGUGAACCUUGGGGCUGUGCUUCAUGUUUCCCAGAUUGUUGCUCGGCAGAUGAUUGCCCAGGGGGUGCGGGGUGCUAUUGUAAAUGUCUCUAGCCAGGCCUCCCAGCGUGCUCUGUGGGAUCAUGCUGUUUACUGUUCCACAAAAAGUGCUUUGGAUAUGCUGAGCAAGGUAAUGGCACUGGAAUUGGGACCCCACAAGAUUAGGGUGAACACUGUGAACCCCACCGUGGUUAUGACUGACAUGGGGAGAAUUAACUGGAGUGACCCUCAGAAAUCUGCUGCCAUGAUUAAUCGGAUUCCUCUGGGAAAGUUUGCAGAGGUGGAUGAUGUGGUGAACAGCAUACUCUUCCUGCUGAGUGACAAGAGUGCUAUGACAACGGGCAGCUCACUGAUGGUUGAUGGGGGAUUUCUUGUCUCCUAAGAUGACACCCGCAUUUCACACCUGGCCUGCAUUCUCAUACUAGUACUGCAUAGAUGUAAACUGGAUAGAAAACAAUGACACAGACCCAGUCUUGCUGGAGAAGAGGAACCUGUAUGAGAAGUGAGGCAGAAAAUUACCUUUAGAAGGCUGCUAUAUAGUAAAGCUCACAUACGCUGUCAUGAAGAAUGUUUAUUGCACCAAAUAAGGUUUUAUCUUGUCACUCUACAUGAUGAUUAGAAAUCAGACCUGUCUUUCUUCCAACCCUAUUCCCCCCACAACCCUUCAGAAGCUCUCCCUGUUCUGUCCGAAUCCAUAGAGCCCACCUGCACUUCCAAUGGGAAGGGAAAGAAGUUAGCAGACUCCUCAUUGCUUCCUUUGCUGUUCUUAGUAAAAAACAAAACAAAACAAAACAGGGGCAACAACCACAGUCCUGCUCUGCAGAGACUGGAUUUGGGGGGGAGGCCCUGCUAAAGACUGAUGGGGGGAGCAGCACCAUGGUGUCCUAGGGUGUGCACACCCAGAGGCAAAUACAUCAACUGCACAGAGCUGUUUCGCUGAGUUUGGCUAGUAUCCAAUAAAGCACCUAAUGAUUAGUUCUUCA
Columba livia (rock pigeon) is the source of this 1490-nucleotide messenger RNA. RefSeq names its product dicarbonyl and L-xylulose reductase (gene DCXR). The transcript is spliced from 8 exons. NCBI's taxonomy places the organism in Eukaryota, Metazoa, Chordata, Aves, Columbiformes, Columbidae. The coding region runs from base 146 to 889 and encodes 247 amino acids. Gene Ontology annotation, molecular function: L-xylulose reductase (NADPH) activity; carbonyl reductase (NADPH) activity. The record is from RefSeq and is a predicted model, not a curated record. Gene Ontology annotation, biological process: xylulose metabolic process; glucose metabolic process.